Messenger RNA from Nelumbo nucifera (sacred lotus), 1059 nucleotides. Lineage: Eukaryota; Viridiplantae; Streptophyta; Magnoliopsida; Proteales; Nelumbonaceae. The record is from RefSeq and is a predicted model, not a curated record.
GGACGGAGUCUCAUUUGGACCAGUUUCCUUUUUAAACAUAUAAGGGCGGGCAGCUGUGUCUGUGUGAUUCAGAGGUCGUUAACGCCUAACGGGGACAGAGUGAUCGAGUCAGAGAGAGAGAGAGAGAGAGGAGAGGAGAGGAGAAAGGGUUUCGGAGUCUCUUACGAACCAGGUUUCCAGGAUUCCAAAGGUAAUAGAAUAUGGCAGAUGGUGAAGAUAUUCAACCUCUCGUCUGUGACAAUGGGACAGGAAUGGUCAAGGCUGGAUUUGCUGGAGAUGAUGCUCCAAGGGCUGUUUUUCCCAGCAUUGUAGGCCGGCCUCGCCACACUGGUGUGAUGGUUGGUAUGGGCCAGAAAGACGCCUAUGUUGGGGAUGAAGCUCAGUCUAAGCGUGGUAUCUUAACUUUGAAAUAUCCAAUUGAGCAUGGUAUUGUGAACAAUUGGGAUGACAUGGAGAAGAUCUGGCAUCACACCUUCUAYAAUGAGCUCCGUGUGGCCCCRGAAGAGCACCCAGUUCUCCUCACUGAAGCACCUCUCAACCCAAAGGCUAACCGUGAGAAGAUGACACAAAUCAUGUUUGAGACGUUCAACACUCCUGCGAUGUAUGUUGCUAUUCAGGCUGUUCUUUCCCUUUAUGCCAGUGGUCGUACCAGCAUGAAGAUCAAGGUUGUUGCUCCACCUGAGAGGAAGUACAGCGUUUGGAUUGGGGGUUCCAUCUUGGCAUCUCUCAGCACUUUCCAACAGAUGUGGAUUUCAAAGGGAGAGUACGAUGAGUCUGGGCCAUCUAUUGUGCACAGGAAAUGCUUCUGAUCAUCCACGGGAAAGGAAAGAGGUUUAAAGAGAAAUACCAUACACUGGAUAAAUGCCUCUCUGGAAAUGCUUUCUUUCUUUUCCUUUUCCUUUAUCCUUUUUUUAACCUUUUUAUUACUUUAUCUCAAUUCAAUGUGGAGACUUGAGACAUUGACCAUGAAGGGGCCUGAAAUCCCCAUCUUUUUGCUAUUAUUUUUUAUGUAUUAAUACUGCUUUUGUUUGGGUUGAAGCGGGUUUGCCAUACUUUCUA